AUUAUGUCAAAGUCUUGGUUAGAAAAACCCAAAAGACCACUUGAUAUUAAUUUUGAUAUCAAAACCAUACGGAAUCAAGUCAAAGAUAAAUUAGUACCACCUUUUCAAUACAAUAAUAACUCUGGAUCCAAGCAAUUUAAUUCGUUUAGGUAAAACAAUAAUCUAUGGCAGAAAAGAAAACUUGCCUACUGUUCCUUCAUUCGACAACUUAUAAGCUAGAAUAAGGGAUUUCUCAUACACAAGACUUUAAUCAACCUCCUCUCUUCAAUCUAAAAUAACAUCAACCAAAAAAUAUGACGAGUAGUCUCCUUAGAAAACAAUGAGGUAUUAAAUUAAUGACUCUUAGUUCAAUGGGAUUUAGAAACAACAUACAAAGUUAUAGACAACAAUCAAUAAUUUACUAACCUGUUGAAUUAAAUUACAGAACCUAAUAAAAAAGAUCAUUAGUUGAGAAUAUAUAAUUGAAUGAAAUUGUAUCUUUAAGAAAUAAGAUCGAAUCAUCCUAUUCAAACAGAAAUUCACUCCAAGCAAAGUAAAGAGAUCUAAUCAAUAUCUAGUUAUGUUAGUGAACUUGUGAAAUUAGCUUAAGCAAUUACAAAUGCAUUGAAAUGAGCCUUAUUUAGUUUAGAUUAUGAC
Paramecium octaurelia is the source of this 636-nucleotide messenger RNA. Lineage: Eukaryota; Ciliophora; Oligohymenophorea; Peniculida; Parameciidae. The record is from the annotation of a GenBank genome assembly.